CAUUGGGUAAAGUCAUUUGUCUACUUCUCGGCGCGUUGACGUGCCAUCAGUCCGAAGCUCGUAGGGGUAUAUAUUGUCAUUGGAGCUAUCGGAGAAGUUCUGCCGCGUGAACAAGCAUACAUAGCCAUUCCUAAUUAUCUAUUGUCUCCAGGGAUAUUUGAUUGUAGGUUAUACCCACAGUGUGUCUGUAGGUCUGGCCGUCCCCAGUAACAGGCCCACAGGUUUCCGCUAUACCUACUGGUCAGAUUCAAGUGCAGUUCAUUGAUUUUCGAAAAGCCUGGCCUCCCGUUUAAAUUUCUCGACGAUUAGAAAUUUGAGACGACACUUGUGAAGUUUUAAAUGACCGCGGAGUUAAUGGAGCAAUUAAAGGGAUCAGUGGAAAUAGUUAAACACGCGGGCUGUAUGUCAUGGUUUUAAAUAUGUCAAUAUUUAAGUCGAGAAUAUGACGGAUACGCCACGUGUUCGGUGAAAGAUCGCAUGACUUCAACAUAAUUUCAUAUAAAACUUGCGAUACUCCUUGUAGUGAAUUGUUUUUAGGCACACUUCAUGGACUUCACUUUGUAUUAAGCUUUCGUUGAGAUGAGUUCACGGGUAAGCGUGUGUGAAGUGUCAGUUGUGAACGUCCUCAGAUUGUCCCUGUAGUGAUGGGCUGAGUGAAGACUGGAUUCCCGGAGUACCAGCACCUUUAAGACAAUGGAGAUGCCUGUGAACCUUGUGAGGUCACAUACUCAUCACUGGACGUUCCCGAGCACGCCGCGGCACCGUCCUGUGGUCUCCUCCCCAAAGGUCCGGGGGAUAGACCUCUGGCACAUCAUCUCCUACCGUCCACGGGACCGGAAGCGACCCAUCAUGGUUCCUCCGGUAAAUACUCCCGAGAGUCUGAGCCGAUCUGAGUCCCGCUCUGACAUCAGUUCCCAGAAAGACUCGAGAACCUCACGAAACUCCGGAAAGAGUUCGGCAGGCACUGGGCAACGGAUUCCCAUCCUCGGACCAACACGGCAGCAAACGGAAAUAUACUUCAAAAACGUCAGAAGGAGAGAAAGAACAAGUUGUUCAUUACGAGGAAUGAAUAUUAAUGUGCCACUUCCGUCAGAGCACUCUACAUUCCGGAAAUCGCCAAGCGAGGGUAGCGCCAAGUCGUCAGAUCGGUCGUCUGACCUUGACCCUUCCGACUCUCCUUCCAAGUUCAAGGCCACCCUCUCAAAGUUGACCUCGUCGUCCUUAUCAUCUUUACCAAAAAGAAAUUAUUCCACUUCGUUUGACCCCGAUCAACAAGGGUAUAACGACAUCCGGUUCCUGGCGGAACUAGUGAAACCCCUACAAUACAGACUCCGUGUGUCAAAAAAAGAGAGGAAGGAGAAAGUGAUUAUUCCAUCCAAACAUGGCUACCACCCUCGUAGUCAGUCGCCAACAUUUAAACGCCUACUGGAGGCUACAGAGAAACUCAAUGUUCUGUGUGAGAAUGAUUCGUUGGAGGGACAGGUGAGACGGGAUUAUUCCCACAUCAACAACGAUGUAGACGCACCCCUUGUUCCGCUUAAAAACGGUGAACGACUGGCCCGGGUCACUAAUGCGCGAGUUAAACCUAGUCACACAACGCCAUACAUAACGGAUGUUACGACAAACACGAAUACAGUUCCUAAAACUGAUAAUAUUCAUACCAUCCCAGAAAAACUUGAGAUUCCUAAACAUUUCCCUAAAAGUGAGGAUGUGAUAUCGGAGGAAGGGGAUAUUACUGACUCUAGCUCCACCAAAUCAGACGAGGCUUAUUUCAAAGUAGACUUUAAGGAGGAGGAUGCGCACGCCGAACUUCAUCUGUUUCUUCCUUACAUAUCUGAGCCGGUGACUGGUCGUGGGACUUCACCUGAGUCCAAGAAUGGAGCAACCAAUGGGAAGGCUGGUAACGGUGGUAGGGUAACAUUACCAUCCAUACCGCGCCAAUCAAACAUGAUGUCGCAAAAAACAUUUUCCAAAAAAGCAAAUAAUAAAAACACCGUUAAAAAGAAGAAGAAGAAAAUGGACAAUAGAUGUCCAUCGGCUAAGGACAAUGACCGAAAGGUGAAUGACCACCUGAACGAUGUACCCACUCUUAUUUCCAUGAACUACGAAAAUGGACACCACGAACGGCGUGACCCUCACGCCGAUGACACUAUAUGUGACGUAGCUAACUGUCCCUUCCACUCUCUCAUGGCAGUGGCCAGGGCAGAGACGUAUGUAUAAGGCGGACAUAAACGGUGAUUCACAUUUACUGAAAUGUCUACAAGAUGGAAUUGGGUGAUUGGACAGGAACGUACGGAAAUGAAAGAUGGGUUGAUGCGAAAAUGCCCGAAUCGGGAAUUUCCUUGUGAGAUUGAGAAAAACGUAAAAUCAAAAAGUGUACGCUUCCGUGUAGGUGUAGCAUCCGCCUUGAAGUUGUGAAAAGCAACGCCUGUCAUGUGUGUGCUACAAUAUAGUGUGUACACAUCAACGACCAGGACUACCCGCACGCGCACUUAAACACUGCGAAAUACUCGUGAUGGUGGCGGCUCGUUCUCAUUUCUGUACUCCAUAUUUAUCUUUCCGCAAAGUAUGCCGUCCACUUUCUUGACUUGUUCAUGCCGGCAUGCUGAACUUGUGUAACCCUGUGAUAAGCCUUAAUUGUUACAAUGUUUAGUUAAAUGCCACGUACUAUAAGUGCGCGUGACUGCCGUCGUGAACGAUUGCGAAAUUCUACAUGUGCCAAUAACCUGUUAUUUAUCAUUUAACUUAUUAAACAACACUAUGCAAUGUACCUGACAUAUGAUCUGUGUGUGCAGAUAACAUUAAAAUGUAUA
This is a messenger RNA of Mizuhopecten yessoensis (Yesso scallop), 2813 nucleotides long. RefSeq lists its product as uncharacterized. Lineage: Eukaryota; Metazoa; Mollusca; Bivalvia; Pectinida; Pectinidae. The transcript is spliced from 2 exons. The record is from RefSeq and is a predicted model, not a curated record. The coding region runs from base 694 to 2220 and encodes 508 amino acids.